AUGGAAGAAUCCCUUAUCCUCUCCAAAUUUGACAACCUUGUCCAAUCCGGCAUCGUCCAAUACGACGAUAAACAACAAAUCAUCGAGCAUGUUGAUGGCGACCUCAAGUUCCAAUUUGUCCUCACUUCUGCCCUCAUAAAAAAGCCAACUCUAACAACUGCCGAGUCCCAACCCGAUUCCGAAAUCCAACAACCCGAAAAGCGACCAGGCAGCGACAUAAGCACCACCGGGUUCGAGCUCGGCACGCUAGAAAGCCACUUAGUGAUCGUGAACAAGUUCUGCUUUGCGCGACCGCACCUCAUGCUGCUCACGUUUGAUGGAUACAAACGACAAUACGAGGCGCUUGAUGAGUCCGAUCUAAACGACACGUGGCGGCUGCUGAACUCCGCAGAGAGCGACUACGUUGCCUUUUACAACUGUGGCCCGAAUGGCGGAUGUAGUCGGCUGCAUAAACACGUGCAGGUGAUGCCCUUGCCGGCGAACAGUUUUGCUGCCUUUUUGGAUUCUCCAGAUGAGCCUGAGACCAAGGUUCCAUUUCAGUGGUUCUAUCGACGCUUUGGCAGUGAUUUGACCCCCGCUGCGUUAUUCGAAACUUACAAGGAACUGCUGGAGGAGGCGUCGAAGGUGGCUGGGGACUAUACGACGGGUGCGCCAUCUGGGACAGUCUGUCCGCAUAAUGUGAUUUUUACUAAGAGGUGGAUUAUCGUACUACCAAGAAGACGAGGCGCUAUUAAUAAGGAGGCUGGAGUGAACUCGUUGGGAAUGCUGGGAGUGAUCGCCGUGGCUACGACGAAGGAGAUCGAUAAUUGGGUCAGGUUGGGUUUGACGGAGUCACUGGCAGAGCUGGGAGUACCAAAGGAGAUAUAA
This is a messenger RNA of Penicillium crustosum, 867 nucleotides long. RefSeq lists its product as uncharacterized. Gene Ontology annotation, biological process: nucleotide metabolic process. Gene Ontology annotation, molecular function: ATP binding; ATP:ADP adenylyltransferase activity. Lineage: Eukaryota; Fungi; Ascomycota; Eurotiomycetes; Eurotiales; Aspergillaceae. The coding region runs from base 1 to 867 and encodes 288 amino acids. The record is from RefSeq and is a predicted model, not a curated record. The transcript is spliced from 2 exons.